This is a messenger RNA of Adineta ricciae, 879 nucleotides long. NCBI's taxonomy places the organism in Eukaryota, Metazoa, Rotifera, Eurotatoria, Adinetida, Adinetidae. The record is from the annotation of a GenBank genome assembly.
AUGGCAUGUUAUAAAAAAUGUUCUCCAUCUGCUUGUAAAAGUCCGUGGGACUGUUGUAUGCUGCCAAUGGGUUAUCGAUGUUGUAGAAGUAAGUCUCAACCAUCAAAAAGGAAAGCACCUGACAGUGAACCAGCAGCAGGAGCAAAUAUAGACGCAGAUAAGGAUAAAAAGUGUCUCGAGCCAACAACAGCUCGCAAAAAACCAGACAAGUUUUCUGUUCGAGUGAAUAUUGCCGGAUUCGAUCAAAAGAAUGUGAAAGUAAAAGCUGAAAAUGGAAGAAUAACCGUCGAAGCUAAUCAAGGUGACAAAAAGCAACAUUAUGGAUGUGGCAUUCAAAAAGUUAAAAAUUCCUAUUCAUUACCUAAACAAGCCGAUGCAACACGUAUGACAUCACAGAUGAUAUCAGACAAGAUCCUUCUUAUUGAAGUACCCUAUGGUAGUUCAUCGAAAGCAGUUGCUUUUGAAGAAACAAAAAAAGAUAAAACUCAACGCCCAGCAGAAUCGAAUCAAACACCAGAAGAUAAAACUCAACGCCCAGCAGAAUCGAAUCAAACACCAGAAGAUUCGUUAGCUGAUUAUAUCAAGCGUUUAAUGAAUGCAGAUUUUCAUCCAUGUCUCGUUGAUAUAGAUGGCAAUGGAAAAGCACUAGAGAUGACAAUUGAUGUGAAAAAAUGUCCAUUGGAAGAAAUCAAAAUUUCAACAGAGAACAACGAAUUAACUGUUCAAGGUGAACAUAUACGUAAAGAGGACGGUCGUUCCAAGCGCGCAAGAUUUUAUCGAUUAACAACAUUGCCCGAUGGCGCAAUAAUUGACAAAAUGAAAAAAGAAUUAGACAAAGAUGGACAAUUAAAAGUUCAUAUACCACUUUCGAACAAAUAA